AAAGGAGGCUUCAGCCUCAGCUCCUGCUAGAACAGCAAUCUGCGAGAGGGCUCUUGAGCUUGCAAGCACCAGGCCACCAGCGAGCCAUGGCGAUCCGGGGCGUCCCCUCCUCCCGCGACAUGACGGUGGAGGAGUUCAAGGAGUGGCUCAAGCAGUUCGACGCCGACGGCGACGGCCGGAUCAGCCGGAACGAGCUCCGGGAGGCCCUCCGCCGCCGCGGCGGCUGGUUCACCACCUGGAGGACCGGCCGCGCCCUGCGCCACGCCGACAAGAACAACAGCGGCUUCGUGGACGACUCCGAGAUCGAGAACCUCGUCUCCUUCGCCCAGAAAGAUCUCGGCAUGAAGAUAUCGAUCUGGUAGAAGAAGUGCGUGCAGAGUGGUAGCUGCAUGACAUGCAUGAACCUAUGAACUAAUGAGUCAGUGGUAGCACCUAGAUUUUAAGGUGCUGUCUUGCUUCCUUUCUCUUUGUUUAAUUUUCGCGUUGUGUGGUAGAUUCAGAUUGACAUGCCGAUCACUUCUCCUGAAAAAUAGUAUGUGUAAACGAAGCACAGGAGAAGGUGUGUGUCAAGCAGUUGUGGGUGUUUGUGUGCUGCUAUGUGGAGGGUUGUGAUGCUUGUAGCGUUGUGGUGCACAAAAGGAAUAUGAGACUGAGUUGAUAAUUAUCAAUAUUUCAGUA
Phragmites australis (common reed) is the source of this 678-nucleotide messenger RNA. Its product is annotated as polcalcin Syr v 3-like. The transcript has a single exon. NCBI's taxonomy places the organism in Eukaryota, Viridiplantae, Streptophyta, Magnoliopsida, Poales, Poaceae. Bases 87 to 362 code for a protein of 91 amino acids. The record is from RefSeq and is a predicted model, not a curated record. Gene Ontology annotation, molecular function: calcium ion binding.